Pseudogymnoascus verrucosus is the source of this 1643-nucleotide messenger RNA. RefSeq lists its product as uncharacterized. The transcript has 4 exons. The record is from RefSeq and is a predicted model, not a curated record. Bases 177 to 1643 code for a protein of 488 amino acids. NCBI's taxonomy places the organism in Eukaryota, Fungi, Ascomycota, Leotiomycetes, Thelebolales, Thelebolaceae. Gene Ontology annotation, molecular function: transmembrane transporter activity. Gene Ontology annotation, biological process: transmembrane transport.
CGGCAACUACCCUGGGAUAGGAAAACAGAUACUCAGUUCAGAAAUGGGGUAUUCCGAAUCUCCCGCCUUCGAAGUUCACUGUAUCUUCAAACACUACGGACCCAAGCUUUCCUUGUCCUUUCUCUCGUUAUUCCCUUUCUCUCUUGGAGUUCUUGACAACCUUUAACGCCUCGUCAAUGGAGGAAACCCGCCAAUCACCCUGCCCUGAGGGCAAGGAGAUGAUACACACCCAUAACGAAGACGCCACCCAAACAUGCGGCUCAUACAUUAGCGAAGAGCUCAAAGCAUACAUUGUGCAACGACACGGCACUCUAGAGCUUGACCCUCUCCCUUCCUCUUUACCACAAGACCCCCUUAAUUGGCCGCUGUGGAUGAAGAACAUGAACAUGCUAAUGGUCGCUUUCCACACCAUGAUGGCAACCUUUUCCGCUGCUGCCAUCAUCCCCGCCUACUCCGUUUUCGCUGAAAAGUACGGCAUCUCUAUCCACCAAGCCUCCUAUCUGACAUCUGUCCAAAUCCUUACAAUGGGUAUCUUCCCCCAAAUCUGGUCACCCAUCGCCGUCCGCUUCGGCCGCAAACCCAUAUUCCUCGUCUCCGUCCUAGGCGCCUGCAUCUGCAACAUCGGCGGCUGCUUUUGCCACACCUACGCCACCCAAAUGGUAACCCGUAUCCUCAACACAAUCUUCAUCUGUCCUCCUCUUGGUAUCGGUAGCGGCGUUGUCACCGACAUCUUCUUCCGCCACGAGCGUGCCCAAAAGAUGGGAUGGUGGACCCUGAUGACCACCAUCGGCACACCCCUCGGCCCCUUCCUCUACGGCUUCCUCAUUCAGCGCGCGCCCUACCAAUGGAUGUUCGGUAUCUUCGCCAUCGUCAAUUUCUGCCAAUUCCUAGGCUAUCUCUUCCUCGGAUCCGAAACCAUGGGCUUCCGAACCCCCACCUCUUCUACUAGCACCUCCACCUCGACAAGCCCAGCUGCAACCAUCAAAGCCGCCAAGCCUGCCUCAUGGGCCGAUUCCUUCAAGAUCCGCCGUAUUAACCCCGCCCCCUUCACUCUCACAUCCUUCCUCUCCUACCUCAACCUCGCCCUGCACCCCUCCGUCCUCAUCCCAGCCAUCGCAUACGCACUCGUCUUCUGCUACGCCAACAUCGCAAUCAUCGUCAUGAUGCCCCUUGCCGUCGGCGAGAAAUUCCACCUCGACGCCCAAGGUGUUGGCCUCCAAUACCUCGCCAUCAUCCUCGGCUCCAUCCUCGGCGAGCAGUUCUCCGGCCCCGCCUCCGAUUGGUUCCUAGCACGUUACUCCGCGCGCGCCGGCGUCCGCGUCGCCACCCAGCGCCUCUGGCUCGCCUACCCCGGCUUCGCCGCCGUGGUCACCGGCCUCGUCGUGUGGGGCGUGCAGCUACAGAACGCGGAGGAUGGCGUGUGGAAUGUCACGCCUAUGGUGGGGGCGGCAAUUGCGUCGUUCGGGAAUCAGAUUAUCACUACGACGCUAAUCACGUAUGCUGUCGAUAGCUGUCCGUUGAGGUCGUCGGAGGUGGGACUCUUUGUUAAUCUGUUGCGACAGAUCUGGGGGUUCAUUGGGCCGUUUUAUAUCCCGGUUAUGUUCGAGACUCUUAAUUUCGCAGCUACGGCGGGAGUAGUAUAA